Molecule: messenger RNA, 6541 nt
Organism: Ornithorhynchus anatinus (platypus)
Lineage: Eukaryota; Metazoa; Chordata; Mammalia; Monotremata; Ornithorhynchidae
Product: low-density lipoprotein receptor-related protein 2-like
Exons: 33
Coding region: 140-6493 (2117 amino acids)
Molecular function (GO): protein binding; calcium ion binding
Source: RefSeq, a predicted model, not a curated record
GGGGUUUCCUUCCCCGCGUGCCUCUUCUCUGGCCCGGUCUGGCCUCGCCUCUUCUCCUCUUCUUCCACCAUCUCGGACCCCAGCAGCCACACCCUGCCCGGACCAGCUACCCUUCUCUACCCCCAAACCCGGGGCGGGCAUGGGGCGCCCUGUGCUGCUGCAGCCGCUCCUACUGCCCGUCUUGUUGCCCAUGGUCCUGGCAGCUCUGGGCAGCGGAGGGCCUCCUGCACCAGAUGAACGAGCCUGUAAUGUCAGUCGGCAGGCCUCUUGUGGAAGACAAUGCAUUCCUCUGGCAUGGUUGUGCAACGGAGAACAGGAGUGUCCUGAAGGGGUGGACGAGCAGUGUGAUGCAGCAUGCCACGGUGACCCCCUUGCCUGGCAAUGUGAUGAUGGGAAGUGUAUUUCAGUGCACUGGGUCUGUGAUGGUGUUGGCGAUUGCCUAGAUGGCUCAGACGAGAUGGACUGCGUGUGUUCAGACCAGAAAGUCCAGUGCCCCGGGAGCUCCCAGUGCAUCAAUGCCUGGGAGAUCUGCGACCUCCAUGAGGAUUGUGAUGACGGAUUGGACGAGGCUGAUUGUGCCAAGGAUCACUGCCAGCCCGGCCAGUGGCAGUGCAGAAAUGGCAUGUGUGUGAUGGACUACUGGAAGUGUGACGGCGUGAACCACUGCGGGGAUUCAUCUGAUGAGGAUGUGUGUGCCUUGUGUCCAGGCAACAUGGUCAGGUGCGAUGAGGGCAAAUGUAUCCUGGAGUCUCUGUUCUGCAGCGGAGUCACGGACUGUCUGGACGGCACAGACGAGCCAGUCACUUGUGGUAAAAACUGCUCUCAGAGCAAUGGGGGCUGCAUGGGACACUGCAACAAUACAGACUGGGGUGUGCAGUGCUCCUGUGGGCCUGGGUGGCAGCUGCAAGCUGAUGGACAGAGCUGUGUAGAUGUUGAUGAGUGCUCCGCAGUGUACAGUCCCUGUGGCCAGCUGUGCCACAACAGUGUGGGCUCCUUCACCUGUGACUGUGUCGAAGGCUAUCAGCUGCUCAGUGGCAGAGACUGCCAGGUAGCAGACAAUGCGACCAAGAUUCUGGUAGCUGCAGAUGAAGAGCUGGCUAUCCUGGAUAUCCAGACUGGUGCUUACCAGUCCCUUGCGGCCACCAAAACCCAUCCUGCUGCUGUGGCCUAUGACCUCAAAAGGGGACUUUACUAUUGGAUUGACAAAGAAAAAAUUGUGAAUGUGUUUGUGCUUGGAAAAACUAACUCAAUACCUCUCUACCCAGAACUUAAAAGUGUGAACAGCAUCGCAGUGGACUGGUUCACGGGGCAGCUGUACUGGGCCAGCAGUGAGGCCAGAGUGAUCUGGGCGGGGCUCCCGGAUGGCCGGGGCUACGUCAAAAUCCUGGAGAAGGAUCUCACCCCUGAGCAACUAAAUGUCUUUCCUGCCAAAAGGUACCUGUACUGGGUGAACCGCGAAAGAGGCAGAAUGUGGAUCGAGGCGGCUGGUAUGGACGGGUCGGACCGGCAUGUGCUGGCCGUGGUCACCAUGGAGGAGCCCUUUGGCCUGACUCUCGACUACAUCACGGGCCGGUUGUAUUGGAUCAGCGAGUAUAAGGAGUCCCUAGAGACAGUGAAAGUGGAUGGUCGUGGACGCCACUCCUUUCCACAAAUGCCGCUGGAAGAGCAGGACCCAGUGGGCCUGGCUGUGUUUGAAAACUGGGUCUUCUGGGCAGACAAGCUCCAGGUGCUGGGGGCCCCCCGCCGUGCCCUGGGGGAGCGGAUGGUGCUGCUGAAUGCCUCCAUCUCCGCCUUGGCCGUGCUCCACAAGCUCCAGCAGCACCCAAACAGCCACCCAGUCUGUAUGCCUGGGUCCUGCAGCCACCUGUGCCUCCUGUCGCCUAUCCACCCACAAGGCUACAAGUGUGCCUGCCCUGAGGGCCUGUUCCUGUCACCAGCUGGCCAGUGCAUUGAGCUGAAACUUGUCUUCUCCUCUGGCAAAAAAAUCUUCUUGCUGAAAGUUGGCUUCUUGGGUAUGACUGAAGAGAAGACUCUGCUCCAGGAACACCCAAAAACCAUUUCUCUGUUGGACUAUGACUGGAAGAGGGACACUGCUUACUGGAUUGAUGACUUUGGUCAUCUCAUGUACUCUACUGGUUCUUCAGGGAAGGAGAUCCUGACUGACCACCCAGUGUGCUCAGCCAGCGUGGACAUAUCCACUGGGGACCUGUACUGGCUCCCAUGUGACAGAAAAGCCAUUCAGGUGACCAGAGCCACAGACCUGCAGACCAGGAUGCUCUAUCAUUCCCGCAGUGGGGUUCUGCGUCUCCUCCUGGACUGGCCCAGGGGGUGGCUCUACUGGGUGGAGAGGGACAAGCCCCUCCAGGGGAUGCAGCUGAAUGGCCAGAAUGUGCAGGAAAUCUGGAAUGGCACCUGGCAAGCAGACACUCCAAUGGCCCUGGACAUGAGGUCAUCCAAUAUUCUCUGGACCACCGAGGACUCUGGCCUCCAGGUUCUGAGCCUUGCGAAACGCCGUGCUUCUGUCCUGGACAAGAGCUGGACUCACAAGCUCGCUGCAGCCUAUGCCCCCUACCUGGUAUCGGUGAACCAAAGUGCUCUCACGCUGUGGGACCGCCGCACCAUGGUGCCGUUCUCUGCCCGGAAGGAGCCUGGCAUCGGGACAGUUCUCGCCUGGCACUCUGCAGACCUACAGGCACCAGCGGCAGAGGCCCGACAGCUGACAGCCUCGCAGCCCCCAGUGUCGUCCCCCCCAUCAUCCCUGCCGCCGCCACCACCACCACCCCUCUUCUGCCGUCGCUCCUUCUUCCUCUGCCACGAUGGGAACGAGUGCGUCUCCCACGAGUUUCUCUGCGACGGGGAAUGGGACUGCAGGGAUGGCUCGGAUGAGGAGAACUGCUCGGAGCUGUGCAGUGGCCCAGGCAUCUUCCAGUGCCUGAAUGGCAACCAGUGCGUGGAGGAGCGCUACCGCUGCGAUGGGGUGCAGCAGUGCCCCGACGGCUCGGAUGAACACGAUUGCUGGCAGCCCACGGAGGACUGCGCCCUGCGCUGCGACAACCACACUCACUGCGUCCCACGGAGCUGGCUGUGCGAUGGCAGCCCCGACUGCAACGACUGGGCCGACGAACGAGAAUGUGGCCACAAAGGCUGCAACCCCUUGGAGUUCCGUUGCACAAAUGGCCAAUGCAUCUCACUGUCCCUGCGCUGUGAUGGGGACCGGGACUGCGGGGACCACUCGGAUGAGGAGGGCUGCCCGGUCCGGGGGCCGCACCAGUGCCGCCCAGGAGAGGGAUCCUGCCGCUCCAGUGGGGAAUGUGUGCUCAGUGCCUGGAUUUGCGAUGGGGACGUGGACUGCAGAGAUGGCACCGAUGAGCAGGACUGCCCACCCAGGAAGGCAGUGUGCAAGUCAAAGCAGUGGCCUUGCCACAGUGGGGACGAGUGUGUGCCGGGCUUCUGGCGCUGUGAUGCGGAGCUUGACUGCAAGGAUGGCAGUGAUGAGAUUGACUGUGACCCUCGCCACUGCUCCUGGGGCGAGUUCCAAUGUGGCUCCUUGACCUGCCUGGCUACCAGCCGUGUCUGUGAUGGACAUCCGGACUGCACUGAUGGGACUGAUGAGGGUGGGCAGUGUGCAUCACCGGCCUGCAGCGAUGCCCACUGCUCCCACACCUGUUUCCAGACUCCCAGCGGGCCACGUUGUGCUUGCCCAGCGGGCUUCAAGCUGAGCAGCAGUGGCCGCUCUUGCCGAGAUGUCAAUGAGUGUGAAGAACUGGAACCCAGACCCUGUGCCCAGACCUGCAUCAACAGCGAGGGGGCUUACAGUUGCGCGUGCCACCCCGGCUACCAGCUGGAGCAGGAUGGGCAGAAGUGCAAAGUGACUGGCUCGGAGCCGGUCCUCCUGGUCGCGGUGCAGUUCAGCCUGCUGCAGCUUGGGCUGAGGAGUCGGCGGGAGGAGGUUCUGCUGCGUGACAACCACCAGAACGUCUUUGCCGUGGACUAUGACUUGGAGGGCCGGAAGGUGUUCUGGACAGACCUCAAAUUGGAAGCCAUCAAGUGGAUCAGCCUGGACACAAAGAAGAGUGGAACUGUAGUCAAGGGCACGAAGCCAGACUGUAUCGCCACCGACUGGGUAGGGAGAAACCUCUACUGGACAGAGGGCCAGGCUGGCCGCAUCCUCGCCAACCCGCUGCAAGCUACCUGGAGGGGCAAGACAGAGUAUACGGUGGUCCUGGAUGGGCUGCACCAGCCCCGAGCUCUGGCUGUGGCACCGCGCAGCGGGCUGAUGUUCUGGUCUGAAACUGGCAGCGGUGAUGCACAGAUCAAACAAGCUGGGCUGGAUGGCAGCGGCACCAAGGUCCUCAUUAGCCAAGGCCUUGGCUGGCCCAUCGACCUGGCCCUGGACCCCUCCAGCUGGAAGAUAUUCUGGGCCGAUGAAAAGCUGCACUCCAUUGGCUCUGUUAGUCUGGAUGGCACUGGCAUCCGGGUGCUCCAACUGGACCAAAUCCAGAGCCCUUAUUCGCUCACCGUGUUUGAAAAUGAAAUCUACUGGUCAGACAUGAAGGCACGAGCUGUGCAGCGGGUCAGAAGCCUGACUGGCAAGAACAGGACAGUCCUCCUCAAGCGGCACGGACAGCCUUAUGGCCUGAAGAUCAUGCAUGAAGUUCUUCAGCCCAAGUCCCCCAACCCCUGCCUGGACCUGGGCUGCUCACACAUGUGCCUGCUCAGUCCCCGGGCCCAGGGUUCCUGUCACUGCCCUGUGGGGCUACUGCUGGCUGCCGAUGGGUUACACUGCAUCUCGCUGAAGGAGUCAGCCUUCCUGUUCCUUGUCUCCUCGUCCUUAGUGACUCAGGUGUACCUGAAGAAGCUGAAGCCUGUGGCAGGCCAGGAGACUGUCCCCGAGCACCGGGUCCUCCCGUUCACAGAGCUGAACCGGCUGGUGACAGUCGACUACGAGGUGAAGCAGCAGGUCCUCUACUUCUCAGACUGGAGCAGCGGUGCCAUCCGCCUGCUGAGGCUGAGCGAGUCGGCACGGAAGCUGGCAUGGGAGACGGUGGUGACGGUAGAGGGCACCAUCGUAGCGCUGGCCCUGGAUUGGCUGAGUGGCAAUGUGUACUGGAUUGACGGCACCCAGCCGCAUAUCAGCGUUGGCCGGCCUGGGGCCCAGUCCGGCCUGCCGGUGGUCUGGAAGGGCCUGACCUGUCCGUCUGAACUCGUGCUCCACCCACCCACUGCUCGCAUGUGCUUCGUCGAAGGGGGCAGCCCCCAGGCCCCCAACCCCCGGAUUGAAUGCUGCGCCAUGGACGGGAGCCGCAGGGAGGUACUGUGGCAGAGAGCCCAGGUGCCCGUGGGCCUGUCCUUCGCCGAGUCCGGCACACGCCUCUUCUGGGCUGAUAGCGGAAGAGGAGUUAUAGAGAGCGUUCAACGAGAUGGCACUGGCUACCGCGUGGACCGUCAAGGACUACGGGGCCUGCAGCUCUUCACCGUCGGGGAGGGCAUGAUGUUCUGGACCAUGGCUGACAUUGACGGUGGCCAGAAAACUAAAGUCUGGUAUAGCAAGAUGGGGCGAUCAGAAGACUGGUGGUUCCAGGUGGACCAGAAGAUUGUGGCUUUGAAAACUUACAGCGCAUUCAGCCAGCAGGGCAGGAAUGCCUGCUCCAAGGACAACGGGGGCUGUAGCUACAUCUGCCUGCCCAACCCUGAGGGGAAGACCUGCAAGUGCCCCGCUGGCUACUACGUGACUGGGGUUAGCUGUGCAAAAGCGGUCCAGUGCCCAGCUCCCUCCCAACCCUGCAAGGAUGGACGCACGUGUGUCUCCCCCAGCCAAAUGUGCAAUGGUCAGGCCGACUGCCCGGAUGGGUCUGAUGAGACAAACUGCCUGUACUCAGGGAGCCCCAGUUCAACAGCAGCCCCUCUUGGUGAGCUGGAGACCGGAAAAAGAGCAACACCAGCGUCCGUCCCAGUGACUCCCAGGAGAUGGGCCAAGACAGGCACCUUCCGUCCCACAGCAACCAAAUACAGUGCAGGACGGGCCCCAACCACGCUGUCCCGUGGAGUUAUCCAGACACUGGCAGGGCCAUCCACCAAGGAUUCCUCUGGGUGGGGGGGUGCCGGAGAGGUGGGGCACCCACCCUGCAGCAGUGAAGCCUGCAGUGGGAGAGGGAUCUGUGUGAUGGAGGGGCAGCACAGGAAAUGCAACUGUGAGCUGGGCUACAGUGGGGAUUUCUGUGAGGAAGAGGUGGCGACGGCAGCAGCCAGACCACAGCCUGGACACGUAGUCCUGGGCAUCAUUGUAGCCUUGUCUGUCCUUGCCAUCAUCGGGGGACCUCUUCUCUACAUCAGAAGGCAAAACCAACUCAAACGAACAUCAAGCACCGGGUCCUCCAGAAUCCUGACCAACUACAGGAUCAGUGAACAGGAAGAAGAGACCCUUGUGAGUAGUGAAACGUUUGUCAAUGAAGCCUAUGAUGAAAAACAGGAGCUGACAGGAGCUGUGUCCUAAAUAGCUCAACCUGGAAUUCAAUAUUUCAAUAAAACAAAUGCAUAGAUC